Molecule: messenger RNA, 1530 nt
Organism: Paraglomus brasilianum
Lineage: Eukaryota; Fungi; Glomeromycota; Glomeromycetes; Paraglomerales; Paraglomeraceae
Source: the annotation of a GenBank genome assembly
AUGGCUUCGCCAAUAAACCUUACAACACAACCAAAUCCAAUUUACAAAGUAAAACUUACUUCAAGCGUUUUAUUACCGCCACAAAAACUCAAAAAGAUGACAAAUAACACUGUACGGACCUUUAACAACCUCAAAAUUACCUGUACCCAGCAUAUAAGCUACAACAUUGAUCCACCUUCCACUGGCAACGAGCUAAAAGAGGAAGAUGUGAAAAAAAUCGACGUGACUCUCUCUAACGGAAAACUCUGCAUCAAUAUAUCCUUAAUAGACGGCAAGAUGUAUAGCUUAAACACUAAGAAAGAAAACAUUAUAUUAAGACGACUUUGUCGGCCCGAAUUAUGGAAACAAUUUGGCUUCUCCCGUGUUAUUGCCGCCACCGACGAUGAUGGUCGCAAGUACAACCGAAGAUACUGGUUAUAUGCAUCCAGUGAAACGUCUUAUUCGCUUCCACUCGACCGCGAUUCACAACUAUUUGGGUAUUUGAUGGAACUUGUUAGCAAGAAAAUACAACGCAAAUCAUCCGAAAUUGCUGCCAUCGAUAUGGUGUUUCGAAUCGCUAUGCGUAAUUUGUUAAUUCCUCGGUAUCCUUUAAUAUUCUCACCGGAAUACGCAGCUAAUUUAGACGCUAUUUCCAAAUAUAUUCCAAUCAUAUCAACAUCAUUUACACGAAUAAUAUUCGGCAGCCCAACUCCAAAUUUUUGGUCAACAGCGAUGGGACUGGUCGAUCAAACUUCUCGCAACAUUAAUCUUUCAUCUUAUAUGGGUCAUGGGACACCCGAAAAGCUGUCCCAGGACAAAACAAAGAAUAUUAUUAGUCUUGGUCUACAUGCUGUUGCAAAAAAAAUCAAAAUUCCCGUAAUACCACUUGUAGAGCAAUCAUCAAGCGACGAGAAGUAUAAGAAAAAACGGACUAACAACAUUCGCAUAGAUUCUCGAUCUAUAAACAAGGGUUUAUCUUCCUUGGGCAAGAGAAUUCACUCGGAUAAUUCCAUAUCGGCGGAAGAAAGACAAAAGCCAAAAAUUUCCGAUACAAAUGCAGCAGCCAAUUUUGAGGGAGACUUGUUUGUCGAAAACUUUAUCUCGUCGGAUGAGUUGGAUCUAUUAACAGUGCUAGAUGCUAAAAGCGAAGACUUGGAUUUUAUAGGAGAAUUGUUCCAUCCAAGCAGUGCGUCGAAAGAAAUCUCUCCAAACUUGCUGCCUGCCGAGAGUGAGCUACAAAUGCUCAAAAAGCUUGAUGAAUUCGAUGACAGUUUACGAGACGACGUAUAUCACGUCCCAGACAUAGACGAUAUGGACGAGUUUGAAUACUUUGAUGACAGUGAAUGGGCUGAAGAUGAAUUGUCUGAAUGGGAAACAUUAUCUGAUAAUUCGCAAACUUUUUUUGCUUGCACAGAAACCACGCAGGAAACUGCAACCCAACAGCUGCAGACUGUUCGAGAGUCUGUUGACUCGUCGUGUUUUAAUUUUAUACAGAAAAGUCCUGGGAGCGACUUUGAAGAUAUCUUUGAGGAUGUUAUGCUUGAUGAAUGA